CUGUAAACGGGGCGAAACACCGCACUUUCGGUUCGAUUCAGUCCACAACCGUCUCUCCAUCGUGACAGGCGACAGGACAGACAUGUUUUAUAAAGCUAAGUUUUUCCUAUAAUAAGUGAACUGUUCUCUCGGUGUUAUCUUAUUCUGUGGCCGAUUGUACUUGCGUUACUCUAAGUGUUGUGGUGCAGAUAUUAUUGUUUCAAGUGUAAUUCUUUGCGCGGAAUUUUAAAUAAUGUUGCCACCAAGACUCUUACGGUGGGCGGUCACCGUUCUGCUGAUAGUCGCUGUCAUUGCUCCCACCUCAGAUUCGACCAGCGUCCGAAGAAGAUUACGGAAGCCCAGCAAAAUUUCAACAUCGGUGUCCACCAGUGUAUCAAGAUCUACCGACCAAGUGAUAUCAGCAAGCGUGAACAGGCCAAAAAUCCGUGGACGACCAAGCAUAGCCAGUCGCAAGUCAUCUGCAGCGAUUGACAAUUCUGUCGGAACUGAUGACCAUAAAGAUAAAGAUGGCUAUAAGGUCGUGUGCUACUACACGAAUUGGUCCCAGUAUCGUACGAAGAUCGGUAAAUUCACACCCGAGGAUAUCCAGCCGGAUCUCUGCACCCACAUCAUCUUUGCCUUCGGUUGGAUGAAGAAAGGAAAGCUCAGCUCUUUUGAAUCGAACGACGAGACUAAGGAUGGAAAAACUGGACUUUACGAUAAAAUCAACGGUUUGAAAAAGGCUAACCCGAAAUUGAAAACUCUUCUCGCUAUCGGUGGUUGGUCAUUCGGAACGCAGAAGUUCAAAGAGAUGUCUGCGACGCGCUACUCCAGGCAGACAUUCAUCUACUCAGCGAUUCCGUACCUCAGGGACAGGAACUUCGACGGUCUGGACAUAGACUGGGAGUACCCCAAGGGAGGCGAUGACAAGAAAAACUACGUGCUGCUGUUAAAAGAACUUCGCGAAGCGUUCGAAGCAGAAGCACAAGAAGUGAAGAAGCCUCGUCUUCUCCUCACUGCUGCGGUGCCCGUUGGACCUGAUAACAUCAAGAGUGGAUACGAUGUACCGGCCGUUGCCAGUUACCUGGACUUUAUCAAUCUUAUGGCCUACGAUUUUCACGGUAAAUGGGAAAGAGAGACCGGUCACAACGCACCCUUAUACGCCCCGUCUUCUGACUCCGAGUGGAGGAAACAGCUGUCGGUGGACCACGCAGCUCAUCUCUGGGUAAAACUUGGAGCGCCCAAGGAAAAACUUAUUAUUGGUAUGCCGACCUACGGACGAACAUUCACUUUGUCCAACAUGAACAAUUUUAAAGUGAAUUCUCCAGCGAGCGGGGGCGGCAAGGCCGGGGAAUACACAAAGGAGAGCGGCUUCCUCGCGUAUUACGAGGUCUGUGAUAUGUUACGUAAUGGUGGAGCCUAUGUUUGGGAUGAUGAAAUGAAGGUGCCUUACGCGAUCAGCGGCGAUCAAUGGGUUGGAUUCGAUGACGAAAAGUCCAUCAGGCAUAAGAUGAGAUGGAUCAAAGACAACGGUUUCGGAGGCGCCAUGGUGUGGACGGUCGAUAUGGAUGACUUCUCCGGCAGUGUUUGUGGAGGGGAUGUGAAAUACCCAUUGAUAGGAGCCAUGAGGGAAGAACUGCGUGGCAUCUCUCGUGGUAAGGACGCUAAGGAUAUCGACUGGGCGACCGUCGCAGGUACCGUCAUAAUAGAAGAAACAGAGAAACCUCAACCGAUCAAGAUCAGUCUAUCAGACGUCCUGAGCAAGGUGAAAAAACCAACCAAAACUCGCAUCAUCAAGAACAACAAUGCUUUGGUCGUAGACAAGAACAAACGUGAACCACAAAUUCUCUGCUACCUCACAUCCUGGUCUUCCAAGAGGCCUAGUGCUGGUCGCUUCACGCCAGAAAACGUAGACCCAACUCUAUGUACGCACGUUAUAUAUGCCUUCGCCACACUCAAGGAUCACAAGUUGGCUGAAGGGGAAGAAAAGGACAGUGACAUGUACGACAAAGUGGUGGCUUUGAGAGAGAAGAACCCUAAUUUGAAGAUUCUAUUAGCUAUCGGCGGCUGGGCGUUCGGUUCCACACCUUUCAAAGAGCUCACAUCGAACGUAUUCCGUAUGAACCAGUUCGUGUACGAAGCAAUCGAGUUCCUGAGAGACUACCAAUUCAAUGGCUUGGACAUUGAUUGGGAAUACCCAAGAGGAGCUGAUGACCGAGCAGCCUUUGUAUCCCUGCUCAAAGAACUUCGUCUAGCUUUCGAAGGUGAAGCAAAAACAUCUGGACAACCUCGUCUCCUCCUCUCUGCUGCUGUUCCAGCAUCAUUUGAAGCAAUUGCCGCUGGAUAUGACGUGCCAGAAAUUUCCAAAUACUUGGACUUCAUAAACGUGAUGACGUACGACUUCCAUGGCCAAUGGGAGCGUCAGGUCGGACACAACAGUCCAUUGUUCCCUCUCGAGAGCGCAACCAGCUACCAGAAGAAACUGACCGUGGACUAUUCAGCUCGUGAAUGGGUACGUCAAGGUGCUCCCAAAGAGAAGCUGAUGAUCGGAAUGCCCACAUACGGUCGUUCCUUCACUUUGAUCAACGGAACUCAAUUCGACAUAGGUGCUCCAGCUUCAGGCGGUGGUCUAGCUGGUCGCUUUACAAACGAAGCUGGCUUCAUGUCAUACUACGAAAUCUGCGACUUCCUGAGAGAAGACAACACGACACUUGUAUGGGACAAUGAGCAAAUGGUUCCAUUCGCGUACAGAGACGACCAAUGGGUGGGCUUCGAUGAUGAGAGAUCGCUGAAGACCAAGAUGACCUGGCUUAAAGAAGAAGGUUUCGGAGGCAUAAUGGUCUGGUCCAUUGACAUGGAUGACUUCCGAGGCUCUUGCGGCACUGGAAAGUAUCCUCUCAUCGCCGCCAUGAGGCAGGAACUGGGAGACUACAAGGUGAAACUGGAGUAUGAUGGACCGUACGAAUCUUACAACCCUAACGGACAGUACACUACAAAGAAUCCCGCAGAAGUAAUAUGCGAAGAAGAGGACGGUCACAUAUCCUACCAUCCGGACAAAGCGGACUGUACCAUGUACUACAUGUGCGAAGGAGAGAGAAAGCACCACAUGCCUUGUCCUCAGAAUCUGGUCUUCAACCCCAACGAAAACGUGUGUGAUUGGCCAGAAAACGUAGAAAGUUGUUCGCACCACACUCAAGCACCAGCCGCAAGAAGAUAAGAGAAAACUCUACUAAAAGUUAAGGCUAGUAAUAUUCCCUUCAUUUUCGAGUUAAAUCUGUAAUUUUAGUAGGCUUAGGUUAUGGGAAGUGCCAAAUGCGAAUGAUUUUAUUUUUAUCCAACUUUUCCUUUCGUUUGAAGAUUACGAAAUUGGAUUUGAGAUAGAAAGUUUACGAGUUCAUUCUUGGAAUUUGUUGUGAUAAUUUGGAUUGAAACGGCUUUUAAAAAAGUAACUUUAAUUAGAACAGCAAAUUGUUUGAUUUUGAGUUUGAUUUAGACAUAUUAUUAUAAGUUAUUUAAUUAAGUUGGUUGCAGAUAUAAAUUUGACGCAAAUUCAAUAGUUCCGUUAUUUCUAAUUUAAAUGUUCUAAAUUCGAUUGUGAAUCGUCCAUCUCGUGAUUAGGUCACUAGUGUGUUGUAACCUAAGCCUAUCAUUUUAAUCAAAAUAAAUUUCAUUAAUUAUAUUUUUUUUCAACGCCUAAUCCACCUUUAGUCUAAAACCAACCCACGUCUUAAUAUUUAUUAGUUUAACGAUGGUAACAUCGAACAGAUCGGAUGAAAGGGUUCGUGUGAUAUAAUGUAAAUUAUAACAUUAUUGGUGAAUAAUUUUAUAUAGAAUUAUAGUAAGCCGACAUGAUAAUUAGGCAAAUAUUUAAAAGAAAAGAUUGGGCAAAGUGCUAUGCACAAUUUUGCGCAAAAAGACAGAAGACGCUCAGACGCGCCAUCCACGCGUAACGUGCUUAAUUGCGCAAAAUAUUUUUACAGGGAUGUCAUUUGUUACGCGUGUUCCCUUUUAAUCUCUUUUUGAAAGAGCUUUAAUUGUUUAAUUGAUUUAUUUUUCAAUAUUGGUUAAUUAAUAAAAUUAUGUCUUUGUCUGAUUAUCAUGAUAUCAGCUAGUGAUAGUUUACUCCCAAAGGUACAUAAUGAUUUAAACACUAAUUUGAUGUUUGAAGAAUUUUUAACUUCUCUAGCUAUAUUUUUAUAUAGACAUUUAGAGAAAUUAUAGUUUCUUCUGUAACCGUAUCUGCUUCAAGAACAUCUUAUAAAGCAUCUAUUGAAACAUUAUAAUUGGUGCGUUUGUUUGUUUUAUCGAUGUUUUCAUUUUCACCAUCCAAUUAUGUACCUUUGUGAUCGUAUUUAUUAGUUGUAAAUUUAGUUUUUCGAAGCUUUUCAUCAUCAAUAUUCAUAUCAGCAAAAUCACUGCCUAGAACUGUCUAUAUUUCAUUAUAAGUUUUCG
Molecule: messenger RNA, 4431 nt
Organism: Vanessa atalanta (red admiral)
Lineage: Eukaryota; Metazoa; Arthropoda; Insecta; Lepidoptera; Nymphalidae
Gene: Cht7
Product: probable chitinase 10
Exons: 19
Coding region: 233-3196 (987 amino acids)
Biological process (GO): chitin catabolic process; carbohydrate metabolic process
Cellular component (GO): extracellular region
Molecular function (GO): hydrolase activity, hydrolyzing O-glycosyl compounds; chitin binding
Source: RefSeq, a predicted model, not a curated record